AUGGCCAAUACUCUGGUCUCCAGCUCCUCUGAAGUGCAGGCCAUUAGCCACCAUGCAUCCAUCCAGGAUGAAAUACAAAAGCUGUCUAAAGCUGGGACUACGUCUUUAAAAAACAAUGAAGCAGCCCAGGCUCUGAGCAUGUUCAAGAAAGCGUGCAUUCUGGCUGAUGGGCUUCCUGAGAUGAAAAGUCAGACGAGAUGUCUCUUCAAUCUAGGGGCUGCCUAUAUUGCCAGGGGCAAACCAAAGAAAGGACUGAAGUGCCUGCUGAAGUGUAAAUCAAAGGGAUCUGUGGAGAAAGAUGGUGAUUUCUACUUUAACACUGCAGCUGCUUACAAUGAAAUGAAGGAGUACUCUAAAGCGGUGAAGUUUUAUCAGAGAGCUAUUAGUGAAUACAUACCUAGUGAAACACAAAGCAUCUCAGAUGCUCUGAUCAAACUUGGCUAUUGUUCAGUGAAUGUAAGAGACCUACCCUCAGCUGCAUGUUCCUUUAGGCUAGCCAGCCACUCCUAUCAAAAGGCAAAGAAAACUGAAGAUGCUGCCAUGGCCAUGAGGGAGGCAGCUAGCUACAUGAUACGGAGUCAAAAGUUCUCAAAGGCAGAAGUGCUUGAGACUUUAGCUGAAUGUGCACAGCUGUGUUCUGGAAUCACUAACCAGGAUUUGUUAGCAAUCUUCUCCCAAAGUUGCCAGAGAUGA
Molecule: messenger RNA, 693 nt
Organism: Chelonia mydas (Green sea turtle)
Lineage: Eukaryota; Metazoa; Chordata; Testudines; Cheloniidae
Product: tetratricopeptide repeat protein 24-like
Exons: 2
Coding region: 1-693 (230 amino acids)
Molecular function (GO): protein binding
Source: RefSeq, a predicted model, not a curated record